CUGCUUGUUGUUGAUGCGGAAGAGAGAGAGAGAAACCGUCAGGACCGAGGCUGUUAAAAAAUGAGACAUAAGUAGCAAAUAGCAUUAAAAGACGAGAGAGAGAGACUGCUUAUAGCUUUAUUUUUAAACGACGGGCAAAAGUUGGACCGACAUUACAAGCGCUGAUGGCAGGUGGUAAUUUACAGAAAGCUAUAGAUCUGGCCAGCAAAGCUGCAGAGGAAGACAAAGCCAAAAACUAUGAAGAAGCACUCAGAUGUUAUCAGCAUGCAGUGCAGUACUUCCUUCAUGUUGUCAAGUAUGAGGCUCAGGGUGAGAGAGCAAAGCAGAGCAUCAGGGUCAAGUGUGCCGACUACCUGGACAGAGCCGAGCAGCUGAAGGAAUAUCUGAGGAAGAAGGAGAAGAGUCCUCCAUCCAAACCUGUCAAAGAGUCUGAUGACAAAGGGAGUGAAAGUGAUGAAGGGGAAGACAAAGAGAAGAAGAAGUUCCAAAAUCAACUCUCAGGUGCCAUUGUCAUGGAAAAGCCAAACAUCAAGUGGGACGAUGUAGCUGGACUUGAAGGGGCCAAAGAAGCCUUAAAGGAAGCCGUCAUCCUGCCUAUCAAAUUCCCUCAUCUGUUCACAGGAAAGCGAACUCCUUGGCGGGGGAUCCUUCUCUUUGGCCCUCCAGGAACAGGAAAAUCCUACCUGGCCAAGGCAGUGGCCACAGAAGCCAACAACUCCACCUUCUUCUCCAUCUCCUCCUCCGACCUCGUCUCCAAGUGGUUGGGGGAAAGCGAAAAGCUGGUGAAGAACCUGUUCACUUUAGCUCGAGAACACAAACCAUCGAUCAUUUUCAUUGAUGAGAUCGACUCCCUCUGUGGAUCCAGGAGCGAGAACGAGAGCGAGGCAGCGCGCAGGAUCAAGACGGAGUUCCUCGUUCAGAUGCAGGGUGUUGGAAAUGAUAAUGAGGGAAUCCUGGUCCUGGGAGCCACAAAUAUACCAUGGACACUGGACUCUGCUAUCAGGAGGAGGUUUGAAAAGCGAAUCUACAUUCCUCUGCCUGAAGAACACGCCCGCUCCUUCAUGUUCAAACUGCAUCUGGGAUCCACCCCCAAUGACCUGACGGAGGCCGACUUCAUCACUCUGGGCAAAAAGACAGAGGGCUACUCUGGGGCUGACAUCAGUAUUAUUGUCAGGGACGCCCUCAUGCAGCCUGUCAGGAAGGUUCAGUCAGCCACUCACUUCAAAAAGGUUCGGGGCUCAUCAUGGAACAAUCCGGGUGUCGUGGUGGAGGACCUCCUGACUCCAUGCUCUCCGGGGGAUCCCAACGCCGUACAGAUGACAUGGAUGGACGUUCCUGGGGAGAAACUUCUGGAACCAGUCGUGUCCAUGGCUGACAUGCUGAGGUCACAGACAAACACCAAGCCAACAGUGAAUGAGCAGGACUUGGAGAAGCUGAAGAAGUUUACUGAAGAUUUUGGUCAAGAGGGGUAGCACUAUUCACACUCUACUCAUGCAUAGGACUACAACUCACAGUUAAUUCCUCUGUCAGUUAUGGGUUUGAUUGAUCAGUUAGUCUUUAGGUAUAUAAAAGGCCACUGGAGCCAAAGUUCUUAGUUUCUUAGUUUGACUGUACCCAAAGUAUACAUUAAAGUAACUAACUGCUAUGACGGCAAAUGCUUACUGUUCUUAAAACUGACUUACACGAUUAAUUGGUGAUCAAAAGCCUUUUUAUUACUUUUCAAACUAUACUAAUCAAUAUACUAAUCAACUUUUUCCUAUUUAUUAUAUCAAUCCACUGAGGCUCAUGUUUACAUCCACACAUUUGCUACACAAGUUUUCAUAUUUCUUUCAGUUAUUGAUUUUAUCUUGCAUGUCUCAAACCAAAUUCUCUUUAUUUUUUUAAAGGAUAAUUUCUGUCUGUCAGUGUAGUGUAAGUGGUGAUUCUACAGUGGGUAAAUGUACCUUUCCAACACUACAUACCUCCUGUUGUAGUCUAAGGGGGACUUGUAUUAGGCUAAAUAGACUUAGUCUCAGGGUGGGAUUUUUGUAAAUGUGAACUUAUACUUUUACACUUUGAAAGCCCACUCUCUUUCAAACAUCUAAGUAACCUUUGAAUGAUUCUUUUGGAUUGACACCUGCUCAGUUUGAGGGAUGUAAUUAUGCACAUUCAGGUGUGAGGCCAUUUUAAAAGCAACAUCAAUGAAUAAACUGUACUACAUACAAAGUUGGCAUUACCAGCUUCAAAAAGGG
This is a messenger RNA of Toxotes jaculatrix (banded archerfish), 2231 nucleotides long. Its product is annotated as vacuolar protein sorting-associated protein 4B-like. Gene Ontology annotation, molecular function: ATP hydrolysis activity; ATP binding. The transcript is spliced from 11 exons. The record is from RefSeq and is a predicted model, not a curated record. The coding region runs from base 165 to 1472 and encodes 435 amino acids. NCBI's taxonomy places the organism in Eukaryota, Metazoa, Chordata, Actinopteri, Toxotidae. Gene Ontology annotation, biological process: vacuole organization; endosomal transport.